AUGUUCAACGGCGUCCCUCGAGAACUCGGCGUCCGUGGUCCUCAUCUCUGGCGGAGACACCUCCUGCCUGGCUCCACCGAUGCGCUUUACUUCAACUCCUGGGUCAGUGGGUAUCGGUUCCUGCCCGAUGGCUCCGCCGGUAAAUCGAACGGGUUUAUUAACCCCGCCCCGAACAAACCAUCUCUACUGCUGGCCGGCUCGGGCGCCUUUUUCCGCAAGCCAAAGCGGCAGUAUGUGGGCGUGACUCCCGUCGUGGCCACCGAUCAUGGGAUUUCCAACGACGGCACGGGGGACCAGGCCAGGGCCAUUAAUGAACUCCUAUCAAGCUACCUGGGUUCAGUCAUUUUCUUCCCUGCUGGUGUAUAUCUGGUUGAAAGCACCGUCCAUAUUCCCAUCGGGAGCAAGAUCAUUGGCUCCGGUUGGAGCCAGAUUAUGGGGACUGGAUCCGCAUUCGAGGACGAGAGUAAUCCCACCGUUGUGGUGCGGGUGGGUCAGAAGGGGGACCAGGGAAUGGUAGAGAUUACGGAUAUGCUCUUCACCGUCAAGGGAUCCACCGCCGGUGCAGUGCUGAUGGAAUGGAAUGUACACGAGAGUACCCAAGGCAGCGCCGCCAUGUGGGAAAGUCACUUCCGCGUCAGUGGCGCCAACGGCAGCAAUCUGGGUCUUGCUGAUCGUCUCAUCGGAGGGGACGCGGUGAACAAAAAGUGCAUGGGUGCCUCGAUGUUGAUGCACAUCACCAGCUACGCGUCAGGCUACUUUGAAAAUGUCUGGGCGUGGGUGGCAGACCAUGACUUAGACAGUCCUCUGAAUGCGCUUGCCACCGAAAGUCCUGCUGGCGUGCCGCUGAAUGUUCAGACCGAUAUCUCAGUCUACGUUGGACGGGGCAUACUUAUCGAGUCUCAGGGGCCAACGUGGCUCUACGGCACGGCCAGCGAGCAUGCGCAAAUCAAAAAAAUCUACAUGGGUCAUAUGCAGACAGAGACGCCCUACUACCAGCCCAAGCCCAAUGCCCUCUCGCCCUACACGGCCAACACCUACUUCCUCUCGGACCCAACGUACAAGGACUGCUCGGAUGACCUCUGUCGGGGCGCGUGGGCGCUCCGACUCCUCAACUCAACCGAUGUCUUCAUCUACUCGGCGGGAUUCUAUUCCUGGUUUCAGGCCUACGACGAGAGCUGCGUAUCCGUCGAGCACUGCCAGCAGUCCCUCAUCCAGACCAAUUAUGCAAAGGGACUGUGGAUGUACAACAUCUUCACCAAAGGCAACGUAGAGGUUGUGUCGCCUGAGGGAGGCCUGCCCGCAUUGCUCUUCAACGACACAACGCGGAAUGGUUUCACCAGCGAGAUUGCAGCGUGGCUGUCCCUGUCAACCGGUGGAGGAGACAUUGGAUCUGACGGCGACGACUCGGGAGAGGUUUAUAUUGAUCCCGUCAUCUGGAGUGAACCAGAUGAUGGCAGGAAUAUCUCCUGCUACCCGCCGUGCACCUACGUAUUGCCUCCCACAACGCUGCCAACUCCAAGAACAUUUGUGUAUCCGACUCUGGUGACGGGCAUUGGUGUUGGCUACGAGGUGCCCACCUACUACGUUUACAUGGGGAGUACUACCACCACGACCACGAUUACGCUCCUGUGA
Messenger RNA from Aspergillus udagawae, 1632 nucleotides. RefSeq lists its product as uncharacterized. The transcript is spliced from 4 exons. The record is from RefSeq and is a predicted model, not a curated record. Gene Ontology annotation, molecular function: polygalacturonase activity. NCBI's taxonomy places the organism in Eukaryota, Fungi, Ascomycota, Eurotiomycetes, Eurotiales, Aspergillaceae. The coding region runs from base 1 to 1632 and encodes 543 amino acids.